Molecule: messenger RNA, 3033 nt
Organism: Saxophila tyrrhenica
Lineage: Eukaryota; Fungi; Ascomycota; Dothideomycetes; Mycosphaerellales; Extremaceae
Exons: 2
Coding region: 1-3033 (1010 amino acids)
Source: RefSeq, a predicted model, not a curated record
AUGGCACCCUCCUUCAACGCACAGGAGUACUGCUCGUCGGAUGUAGAGCCCGACGAGCCAGCGCCGCCUACACGACUAAGCAAGGCCGGCGGACAACGCUCGAUCGAGAACAUGGUGGCGAAUGCAGAAGCGUACCGCAACGCCUCCAAGACUAAGAUCAGACGCCUCGAAUUCGGCUCAGGGUCGCCUUUAGUGCAGGAGAGACAAUCACUAUGGAUCAACCGCUUCAACCGCCACCGGACCGACGUCCUCGGCCAGUCCGACGACGUUCCCUUUACAUGUCACGAGGUGAUACGCUUUCUCGACACCAUCCUUCAGGCGAUAGUGCGGCAGCGUGACAAGCCUGCUCUUAGCCAUCAGACCAUCUGGCAGGGCAUUGCCGUCAUCAUCGCCUACGGAACUUGGAAGUGGCGCAACUUCGACUUCGGCCCGUACGACGCCGCGCGAGUGAAGCAGUCGAUCCAGCAAAGCAUCGACAGCGGCAUUUUGAUGAAGGGGGCAUUCCGCGAACGAGCGUCCCUCGGCUUCGCAACGCUCUCCCGCCUGGUCCGCAACUACCUACAGCAUGUCAUGGACCGCGGGACUGGCAACUACGACCAUGUCAUCAACCGCACCCUCGCAGUCGUGCUUCAGUCGGCACUGGCCUGCCGGAGCGGCGACAUCGCCGUAAGCAAAGGCUACAGCGACCGGUACUGUCUCCGCUUCGAACAUGUCGAGCUGUUCCUUCUUCCGCCCCCAGACGACGAAGAUCCCACGACCGCCAGCAGCCUUCAGCAUCUCCGCGCCAUCUUCACGCUCGCAUACACCAAGUGUCACAAGAACGAGCAUGGGAGAGCAAGGAAGAUGCACCUCCAGCCCCUCCUCGCGGCGGGCUGCCACCAUCUCUGUCCCGUCCUUCUCCUCCUCAUCGACGGCCUUCGUCGUGGCCUGUUCGAGGGGGGGAACACGAUGCAGGCGGUGCUCGACCACGCUGCUGCAACAACACGACGUCAGAUCGUGUGGAAGGAUCCGCAGCUUCCCGUCUUGCUAGGCACCACCCCCGACGGCAAGCCGGCAGGCGAGGCUCUCGCCCGCCUCACGCUCAAGGAGAUGGGCCUGGUUUCCGGUGUGCUCUCCCGCGUCACUACGCAUGCCUUGCGACGGGGCACCAUCAGAGACAUGACGGCGAUGCAGCGAGCGGAUCGCAAGAACUACGGCCCCGAGGACAUGCGCCGUCAACUCGGCCACAACCUCAGAGCGAUGGCGAACGGGGUGACGGACGGCUACAUCCCCGACACAGAGGCCGACCUUCACUCUCAGCGCGCCGACGUCCAACCGACCUUCCAACGGGACUUGCUCUUCGCAGCUCCCGGGGGCGUGGAUGUCUAUGCUACUGUCAAAGCAAAGGUCCCCGAAGCCGAGCGGAGCCAAUACGUCGACGCCGACACAACGGUGAGCCGGCUCACGGCGACCCGGCUGGUACGAGCGGACCGCCUGGUUGCACUCGCUUCCAGCGCACCGACAGAGCCACGACAACGCCCCAGCAAGCGCAAGGCUGAAGCAAUGCAGAUGCCAUCGCCUCUACCGCCGCCUUCGCAACCAGCUCGCAACACUCGGACGCCCCUGCGCCAGCUCGCCCCCAACUCAUCAUACCGGGCGGACAGCAAUGGCAACGAUGCACCAGCCGAGACCCCGACCGCCUCUUGGGAACAUACCGGCGACGGAAGUCCUACCAAGUUCCCGCGCCACCUUCUCGACCCCGCCCUGCGCGGCGACGGAGGUCAUGCCCAGCCACCACGCCACGUUCCCGACCCUGCCUUACGCGGCGACGACGACGACGUCGCCGGCAACGACGAGCAGGAUGAGGAGGACGACCCGGUCUUAGAGGUCGAUCUCGAUCGCCUAGAGAAGGAAGUGUUCGCACGCCAGGACGACGGCGAGGCGACUGCUCUAGAAACGACGGUGGUCGCUUCCGACUCCCUCCCGCCACUCCAUAUACUGCCAACCGACAUCGAGGGCCCUGAGCACGACCAGGUGGCCGAGCUUUUGGCGACAGAGGCACAGGACGGCACGACUCUUCAACAGCGCGCAGACGACUCUGCAAUGGCAUUCAUCGACGCCCACUCCCGCUACAACACAGUCCAGAACGAAGCUUUCGCGAGGGCGUGGGGCCGUGGCGACGCCGCCGCCAUGGCAGCGCUUAGUGUGCGAGGGAACUCUAGAGACGAGCCAACGCCUUUCUUACACAAGUGUUCAGUCUCGACGGCGUGCCCCUACGCGAAUAUCAGGCACGACCGGGUGCGGGAGCACGAGGCGAGCUGCAACGUCGACCGCGCAACAUUGGUCGGCAACCUUGCUACAUUAUGGGAGCAGCGGUUGGCCUCCAUGUCUGCCGACGAGCUGAAGGCACGGACGUGCACCAUCGGAGAUUGUACCUACGUCGACAAGGAGGAAGGUGGCUGGACGCCGCCGGUCGAAGGAGAGCCAGGCAAGACGCCCAAGGUCGACGGCAGCAAGCGCCCGGCCGGUCAAGAGAAGACCGCGAGACUGGUACAGCACCAACGAGUCAACCACGGCUUCGAACCAACCACCUGCGGCCUAUGUGACUCGCCUGAGAUCUUCAAAAGCAACUCAUCACUACAGCUGCACCGUCGGCGAUGCCAAUCCCCGGGUUCCUGGCCGGCCCUCUGCCGCUACCCCGACUGCGACACCACGACAACAUUCGACACAGAACGUCAGUUGAAAAGGCAUCUGGCGACCGCCCACGACGUCCGCAGCCCCGACGGCCAUCAGUACCUUCCCCCCUUAAUGGAGAAGGUCUUCGUCCCACGACAGUGUUGGAUGGAGGACUGUCAGUUCGACCUGAAGGCUUGGAAGAGCGCCAUCGCACACCUCCAAAACAAACAUAGGCUCAGCUAUCUGGACGCAACACAGGCCGCAAACGCCAACUUGGCGCCCUCUCUCCAGCCCAAAGCGCGUCGAGCGAUCAGCGCCGCCGCCGCCGCGCAAGUGCAAGCGAAGAGGGAGGUUACGCGCAGACUUCGCGGAAACUAG